AUGAUACCACAGAAGUCAGUUAAAGGCCAAGUAAUUGCUAAUGUGUUAGCCGAAAAUCCUGAAAUCCCUGAUGAUGAUAGAUAUUCUCUAGAAGAUCGCAUUUUAGUGAUAAAGGAAGAUGCAUGGACCAUGUUUUUCGAUGGAGCUAUAAACUUGGAUAGUUCCGGCACUGGGGCAGUUUUAAUAUCCCCGGAUGGACAAUAUUAUCCAGUAGCGGCAAAGUUGGUGUUCCCCUGUACCAACAAUAUAGCCAAGUACGAAACUUGCAUCCUCGGACUCCAAACGGCGGUUGAAAUAGGGAUAACUAAAUUGAAGGUAUAUGGUGAUUCUGCUUUAAUCAUCCUCCAAACGGUAGGAGAAUGGAAAACGAGAGACACUAAGCUUGUGCCAUAUAACGAAUACCUUGAAGAAAUCAUGAAGGAAUUCGAGGACAUCUCCUUUGAGUACUUAUCAAGGUCCCGUAAUCAGUUCGCUGAUGCGCUAGCUACGUUAUCAUCCAUGCUACAAGUGACUAGUGGAUUAGAGGUAGAACCCUUAAAGAUCGAAGUCCUGAUAAAACCGGCCUACUGUAUGGUUGUAACUGAAGAACCUGACAGAAAGCUGUGGUAUUAUGAUAUCAUGAAUUAUAUCCAGAGACAAGAAUUUCCUGAAGGAAGCAGCUCGGCUAAUAGGAAGUACAUAAUGAGAAUGGCUUCAAAAUUCUUUAUCAGUGGUGAAAAGCUAUACAAAAGAUCCUACGAUUCAAUCCUGCUGAGGUGUGUAGACGUAGUUGAAGCUACCAGAAUCAUGUAA
Syzygium oleosum is the source of this 792-nucleotide messenger RNA. RefSeq lists its product as uncharacterized. The transcript has a single exon. Bases 1 to 792 code for a protein of 263 amino acids. The record is from RefSeq and is a predicted model, not a curated record. Gene Ontology annotation, molecular function: nucleic acid binding; RNA-DNA hybrid ribonuclease activity. NCBI's taxonomy places the organism in Eukaryota, Viridiplantae, Streptophyta, Magnoliopsida, Myrtales, Myrtaceae.